This is a messenger RNA of Prorocentrum cordatum, 969 nucleotides long. Lineage: Eukaryota; Dinophyceae; Prorocentrales; Prorocentraceae. The record is from the annotation of a GenBank genome assembly.
AUGGCCCUGGCUGGCAGCCUGCGCCGACUGGCCUCGGGUGCCGUGCGGCGCCCGCGCCAGUGCGGGCUGAUGACGGCGGCGCAGGCGGAAUUCUUCGAGCGGAGCGGCUACGUAAAGGUCCCAGGCGCCCUGACGAAGAGCGACGUGGGCGAGCUCAGGAGGUGGGUGGACGAGAUCGCGUCGUGGCCCGAGGUGGAGGAUGCCUGGGUCCACCAUUUCGAGCGCGGCAGGGCGGGGUCGAACCAGCUUGUCCUCUCGCGUACGGAGAACUUCUUCCCGUUCCAUGCCGGCAUGGCGAGGUUCCUGAGCAGCGGAGUCCCUGCGCAGCUGGCAGGCGACGCGCUCCGGGAGGAGGCGUCUUUGUACAAGGAGAAGAUCAACUACAAGGUCCCAGGAGGUGGCGGUUACACCGCCCACCAAGACGCUCCAGCAUAUGCUGAGUCAGAUUGUCACGUCACUUGCCUUGUCACGCUGGACGAGGCUGGCCUCGACAACGGCUGCCUGGAGUUUUCAGCUUUCCCGUGGCAGCGCAAAGAGCUCAUCGGGCUCACAAAGGAAGGCGUGAUCUCCGACGAUGUUGCCGCGAGCCUGGACUUUGAGGCGGUGCCCACUGAGCCGGGGGACGCUUUGGUGUUCUCCAGCUACGUGCCCCACAGGUCCGCGGCUAACACCAGCAGUAAGGCUCGAAACCUGUUGUACCUCACGUACAACAGGAAGAGCGCUGGGGAUCUCCGGAGCCAGUACUACCACAACAGACGCGCCACCAUGCAUGCGGGCCGCGUGUCGACAAUCGGGCACUUCCAGGGUUCCGUUGCCGAGGACGACGACCUGGCGCUCGCCCCGCGCACUCGGGCAAGCACCCCUUCAAAGGCGCGGGAGGAGAUCAUCGCGAAGAUCGCCAAGCUCUUCGAAGACCGCGGCGGCAGCCGCUACGACAGCUUCAGCACCCAGUCGAGAAACAACAGAUGA